GUAAAGUCUUAUGAACUAGAAUAACUGGAUCGGAGGACGAGAUUUUAAUGGAUGGAAAGAAUGAUCGCCAGUGGUUGGGACUCUGGGAGUGUUGUUUGAUAAGCAGUUCGAUACGGGCUCACAGUAUGUAAUGUGUAUGAGUGGCGUGACGUAGGGUUUGGAUGCAGUGAGGUACAUGUCCGGGAUACAUCCUCACGGGCAGAAGGGGAGGCCCGCGUGACUGCAGGGAAGAGAGAAGUGGGGGAAUGCGAGCGCACCGCAAAACUCCCCCGGUGAAGAUGGAGGAAUGAGGAGGAAGGAGCCUUUUUAAAGCCAUAUUUAAAUAUUGACAUCAACUGCAAAAUUAUGUCACGUCAUUAGAGGAUUAUUUCUUUUCGUAUCUACUUUCAAAGCGUCCGCCGACACCCUCUCCGUUCUUGAAUGGACCGAACCUUCUGCAAUCUCAGGAUAUCUCUACUGGUCGCAACUUUGUAAGGGCAAAUCAUUAUAUUAUCAACAGACAUAGCUUCCAUGUAUGUCUCCUGCUCCGUCUGGACAUUAAGCACGUGAACCCUGCUGUUUUAUCGUCUCCGUGAAAGGCGCGAUCGACGGAGCAUUUCACCGUUGCCUGUAGGGUUUGCGGCCUGCUCGCGACUCCGGUUACCGCAAUGCCACGGGAAAAAGGAAUGAGCGGGGGGAGCCAGGAGAUGGAGCGAGAGGAGAGGAAAGGAAUGUUAUAUCGUAAAAGCAUCCGGUUUUCAGAAAACUAGGUAGAGGAGUUUGAUCAGCUCACUGUUUGCCCUCGAAGCCACAACAUCCUGUGGACUGUCAGAAAUGGCUUGUAUGUGUCUAAUAUCACUCAAGAGGUCAUCGGUACGGUUGUCUGUGAUUGUGUGAGAGUUUUUCUGCUGACAAAUUCCUAGCAAAACCGGUCCUGUCUGGCCUGGUGUGAACAUACAGCAUAACACGUCUUCAGCUACCCGGCAACUGACUUCACAUUUCAAGAGGACACCUGACUAACACCCCUGGAGACGUCCUUAGGCCGCUACCAUGCCCUCCCCAUCAGACACCAGCAGCCUGGCGUCUGGGUCCCGAGGCUGGUCUGACAGCCGGAGGGGGAUGUCGAGGCGGGGGCAGGGGGGCGCUCGCCUGCUGCUCUACCUGGGCCUGUGUCACGUGGGUCUGGGGGCCAUGGUCCUGGCCUUCUCCUUCACCAGCAUGGCCUUCACCUCCUCCGCUCGCGUCCGCCAGGCAUGCCCCUUCUGGGCCGGAUUCUUUGUGGUUGCAUCAGGCAUUGUGGGGAUCAUUUCCUGGAGAAGACCACUUACUCUAGUGGUGUCCUUGUUCAUGCUUCUGUCUGCAGUGUGUGUGAUCCUCAGUCUAGCUGGUUCCAUGCUCUCCUGUCAGAAUGCACAGAUGGUCAAAGCCCUGCACACCUGCCAGGUGGAGAGCGGCCUGUGUGUGUGCUGUGCCCCGACACACUCCUGCUCCAUAACAGAAGAGGACACCCUGGUCCUCUACCUGAGUGCUGACUGCCACUCAGUCAGACACCAGCUCAAGGACCUGCUGUUCAGUGCCUGUGGACUGAGCAUCCUCUCCACCAUCAUCUGCACGCUGUCCACCGUCACAUGCAGCAUCCACAUCUUCUCCCUGGAUCUGGUGCAUCUGCUCGCCCCCCAUCGUUCCCGGGCUGUCAACCCAGAAUGCACCACUCCCCAGGACGCCUUCUUAACCAACAUCAUCGACUUUGAGGAGUUUGUUCCCCCCAUCCCCCCUCCCCCUUACUACCCCCCUGAAUACACCUGCAGCUCGGAAACAGACGCACAGAGUAUCACCUAUAACGGCUCCAUGGAGAGUCCUGUUCCCCUCUACCCCACUGACUGCCCCCCUCCUUAUGAAGCUGUGAUGGGGCAGAGAGCAGCCAGCCAGGUGACGGUGUUUGACACCCACGCCACCGAGCCGUCCGGGGAGAGAGUCACUUCUACCGCCUUCAGUGGCGAGGUCUCCAUGGACAGUGGCUCCCUGCUCAUGUCAGAAAUCGUGGACAUCCCUGACGACUCGUCUCCCUCCGAGGACUCCUGCCUGAUGGAGGUGGGGGUGAGGCCUCGUGGGGAGCGUGGGGAGCGUGGGGAGCGUGGCGCCGGCUGCGGGGGAGGCGAGGGGGGAGAGGGGGGAGAGUACGUCAGCUUCAGGGGGCCUCCGUCUCAGACCCCCGAGAGUCCCCUGGCGGGCCCCAGGGCCAGUCGCUUCUUCAGAGGGGAGAGGUCCAACUCCUGUUCCUCCCCCAGCACGGCGACCACCACAUACAGGUCUCCAGUGUUGCGUCGGCAGGCCAUGUUAGCCAGCAGCUGUUCCCAGCUGGAGGUGAUAGGGGGCGCUCUCUCCAUCCCAGAGAUCCACGUCCGCCCCUCCACCCCGUCACGCCGAGACCCCGCCUCCCUCAGCUCCACCAAUCCCUCCUCAUCCUCGGCUGUCAAUCAUCCGGGUGCUCGGAGGGGCAAAGUGCCCCUGCACAUGCAGCCCCUGUCACUACGCCAACAGGAGGGCAGGAGAGGGGAGCAGGAUGGAAGUGGAGAGAGGAGGGGCAGCGAUGGGCUGCUACCGCUGAUAAGGUCACACAGCGAGCCAGGACUUAGCUCCUCUACAGAUACAGGUGACUUCACAGGCUCGGUGGGCAGUAAAGGGAUAAGUGACAGAGGCUCUCAGACAUCCACAGACACAGGCCCAUCUUCUGAGGCUUGCCUCUUGCCUCGCUCCUCUCUGGCGCCCCCUGCCUCGCUGCCCAGGAAAGGCAGUGUGAAGGCAGGGGCCAUGGGAGGACAGCUACCUUCCAAGGUGCCCCCUGCCUCUCCUCUGCACCUGCCCAAAGACUACCACCGCUCCCUGGGAGACCUCAAGGUGACACGAGGGCUGGUGGCUCGCUUCCUCCAGCGCUCUAAACGAAACCUGGCACCUGCCGCAGAGCAUGCUGGGAACACGGGGCAGGGGGCGAAGAGACGGGGCGGUGCAGAGGGCAACGCUGCUGGUCAUCUGCCUCUAGAGCAGGUGUUGCGUAACACUUGGGGAGCAGGACGGGCUCACCCCCCCCACCCCCGUCGCCACCACCAUUCUCACAGUGACAGCCGACACAACCGUCAUCACAGCAACCGGUCCCCGGCAUUGGAGGGGAUCCACUUGCGUAGCUGCGGAGAUUUAAGCUCCACCUCCUCCGCGUCGCUACGGCGAUUAGUGGCUCCACACGGGUCGUCGGGGGCUCUGUACAUGGAGUCAGUUCUGUGAAGAGGAGGAGGAGGAGAGAAGGAGAGGGAAGGAAGAGAGGAGAAGACUAAUGUUGGAACCACCCGCUGUGAUUUGGGCAGAGGGCUUCCUUCUCACUGAGUGGAGGGUUUGAGAAGGAUGAGCCAGGAAAUGAAAGGGUUCAAAAUGUGAACAAUGCAUCAAAUGAACAAGGCACAUAUCGUUCAAGUAUUUCCUUCUUGAUUUUCCUUCCUGACUUUGCCCCCUCCUAGGAGGCACCUCUGAAUGUCCCUGUCCUUAAACAGUGGUGCUGUUUCCUUCACACCAACCUUCAACCGGGACAGUAGAGGUUAGAAGUGAAGCGGGAAGGGUAAAUUGGAUCCCUGAUUAACUUCCAUCUGGUGCACCUGUCUUCUCCUCUGGGCCCACUGGAAGCUGCAGUCCUUCCAGAGAGGGUCCCUGGGACAGAGAGGGUCCCUGGGACAGGAGGAGCCUGCUUCACCGGCUCUGCACCCACACCAAACUGCAUACUCUCAGCUGCAUAUCACACCCCAUACAUCGUGCGGUUCACCCUGUUUUCUAUAUCCACAUUUGCCAGUUAGAAGAGCACAGUCACCCUGUCUUCCAUACCUGCAAAGGUUCACAUGCUCUCCUCUCCUGUUGUGAUUGUUUUGUUAACCUAGCUCAUUUUCUUUUAGCACUGACAUGGAAAAAUCCCAUUUUUGAUUUCUUUCGCUUCAUCUCCUACCUCCACGCAACCUUCAAGAGGAGUUUUCUCCUCCAACUGUCACCCCACCCUACACGUCUAACAUCACACACUCAAACUUGAGCCCUGGAUGUGUAUAUUCUCUCUUUGGGGUGAUUUUUGACCACGGUGGUUUUGAUUUGAAUAUCUGCAUGUUUCCCUACGAUCUCCCUGAAAGCUCCAGAUGUAACAGGAGACUCGUUAAGAUACACCUCUUUUUAAAACAAUCUGGCAAACUGGUCGACUGCGUAGGUUGAUACUUUUCUGAAUGGCUCUCUGCAUGUUUGGAAAUGCCUGUUACUUUUGGCUUCCUCCCUUGUAGAUGUCCCUUUAAAAUGUGCCCAUGUACUGCUGUUGAUGAGCUAGUGUUGAGGAGUUGAACCCACUGUCUUGGAUAAUCAGCUUUGAAAAAUGAUCUACCCCUGUCACAGUAACAGUGACAUGGUUGUUACCACUAUUCUUGCCGACAUGACAAACUGAAUAUUCUCUUUCACAUAGUUGGCCAAACAGUUGUGUAUAUCUAAGACUAUGGUUAAACCACUCCUGUUGUGUAUUAAAAAACAAUUCACCUCGGUAUAAUUCUGAAAGCACUGAAGAGGUUUUCGCAAUAAAUGUACAGAUGUGCUUGUGUAGAUGAUAUAAGAGACUGUGUAGUAAACAGAAUCUGCGAGGUCUGCUCCAUCAAAACAUUUCGGUCGAGUGACAGUCGUCAUUAUGAGUUUGUUUCUGAAAAACGAAUAAUAUCUGGCCACUGGAUUGGUCUGCCCUGCCACCUGACCUAAACCAAGUGAUGCUCACUGAAUCAAGAUAUCAGCCCGGUGUCUGGGAAGUUUUGAAUAUACACUCAUAAACUGGAUGUAGGUAACUGACGGAAACAUUAACACUCACUCACUUGCACACAGACACACUGAGCUGUGUUUAAAGUGAUAGUUUCUACCUCCAGUCUUGCACAUGGAAACAUUAUUUGAGGAAAUGUAUGGCUUGACCUGAUCCUUAAGACCUAAAUAAAGUUAAUAUAUUCAAUAUGACAUUCAUUUUAAA
Hypomesus transpacificus is the source of this 5002-nucleotide messenger RNA. RefSeq names its product family with sequence similarity 189 member B (gene entrep3). The coding region runs from base 1030 to 3258 and encodes 742 amino acids. The record is from RefSeq and is a predicted model, not a curated record. NCBI's taxonomy places the organism in Eukaryota, Metazoa, Chordata, Actinopteri, Osmeriformes, Osmeridae. Gene Ontology annotation, cellular component: membrane. The transcript has 14 exons.